UCUACAAACAGCUGGUUGCACCUUUCAAGCCAGCUGUCCGCCGAAGUGGGAUGCUCCUUCUUAUCAUUACUGAUUACGAUAGAGGGGUCGGCGAACCUUGAAUUCCACGCAACACUACGUCAGGCAACAAUCAAAACAUCUAAAUUUAAAUUCCAAGACAACCUUCUUUUAAAUUCGCAAGAAUUAACUUGAUUCUCUUUCAAUUAUCGUCGCAAGCAAUAAUAAACUCACACAAAAUGGCAGCGCCGACAGAACAGCGGAUAGCUGUCCCUAUUGAUGAUCCAAAUGCAGAUACCGAAUGGAAUGACAUAUUACGGAAACACGGCGUUAUACCCGAGAAGCCCCCAUCCCCUACACCCAUGAUCGAAGAAGCUAUCCUGGAAGGCCGCCGAAUAGCACACGAAAAUAGAUUAGAGGGGAAAGAGCUUGACGAGUUGGACGAAUUAGAAGACGACGAAGAUGAGGCUUUCUUAGAACAAUACCGGCAGAAACGAAUGCAAGAACUAAAUAAAUUGUCCAAGAAGUCAAUACAUGGUUCAGUUUACCCGAUAUCGAAACCGGAAUAUUCGCGCGAGGUCACAGAUGCGUCUCAACACGGACCCGUAUUUGUCAACCUUACCUCGUCGCUAGGCACCAACGUCGAGUCAAGAGUUUUGUCGGAGUUGUGGGGUCAAGCAGCGAAAGAAUAUGGUGACAUCAAGUUCUGUGAGAUCAGAGCCGACAAGGCGAUUGAGAAUUAUCCCGAUCGCAAUUGUCCCACUAUUUUAGUAUAUAAGAAUGGUGACAUUGUGAAGCAAAUAGUUACGCUUGUUACGGUAGGAGGUGUGCGAAUGAGUAUGCUACAUAUCGACGACUUGUUGGUCGAAGUCGGCGCGGUUAGCGAGAAAGAUAUGAGGGUUGUGAAGAGGAAAAGAGACGCGGAAGACGCGAAAGAAGAGCAACUGAUGGGCAAAGGUAUUAAGAGUGGGAACUUGCGACACGCAUCCGCCGUAGACGAUGACGACGACGACUGGGACUGAGAAUGCCCACAGGUUCAGAUAUACCCAUUAUCUAUCAUUCAUCGGCAUACACUUUCCGUCUAGGCCCACAAAAAUAAGCCAAUCUCAAGGGAAAGCUAGCAAUUCCAUCUAGUUUUAUCUUUCGAUUCAAAAAAUCUCGGCUUUCCCAUAAUCGAAUAAAACCAGCUUCGCCGUACGACUUAAGUACAUGUAUAACUUACAUGUAUAACUGACACUUAAGUAUUUCGGUUUCAAGGAGGGUCAAUGCUUAGGUAUGUAGGUAUUUCUGUAUCGAUACCAUCUACUAAGCCACUUAACUAGUGAACCUAAGCCUUGAAUAGAUGAGGAG
Hypoxylon trugodes is the source of this 1347-nucleotide messenger RNA. Its product is annotated as thioredoxin-like protein. Bases 237 to 1019 code for a protein of 260 amino acids. Gene Ontology annotation, cellular component: cytoplasm. Gene Ontology annotation, biological process: protein folding. The record is from RefSeq and is a predicted model, not a curated record. NCBI's taxonomy places the organism in Eukaryota, Fungi, Ascomycota, Sordariomycetes, Xylariales, Hypoxylaceae. The transcript is spliced from 2 exons.